Messenger RNA from Uloborus diversus, 635 nucleotides. RefSeq lists its product as uncharacterized. The coding region runs from base 210 to 512 and encodes 100 amino acids. The transcript has 3 exons. NCBI's taxonomy places the organism in Eukaryota, Metazoa, Arthropoda, Arachnida, Araneae, Uloboridae. The record is from RefSeq and is a predicted model, not a curated record.
GUUCCUGGUUUCGGGCCCCUCCUGUUUUCAUAGAUAAUAUUCCGAGUUUUGCUGCGAACUGGUUUUGAUUUUAUUAUUUCGUUAUUUCGUCAUCUUCAGCAGUAUUUAAAGGAAGUACGACCGCAACUGUCACAUCAGAAUUUGACUUUGCUUCCAGUGGUUCUUACUGACAGAGGAUUUGCAGGAUUCGUCCCACGCUUUAAAGCAAGAUGAGGAACUACAUCGUCCUAGCCCUGUGCCUUGCAGCCGCCAUGGUCCUGGUGCAACAAGCCGAAGCCGGAUCUGGCUUGAGAUUGAAGAAACUCGUGAAAUACGGGCUCAUAGCGAACGCCUUGACCGGAAAGAAAAUCCUAUUUCCACUUCCUCUUCCUCUGCCUAUUCCAGUCUUCCAAGAGAACAUCCAUCACACACCUUAUCCAGUCCACCACCAUACCCAUGCUGAUAUUGGAUAUGGUUACCAACAUGGCGGACACGGAGGAUACGGCGGUGGCGGAUACGGAGGUGAAUGGUGAAAACCAUAUUAGUAAAUAGAACAUUGUACAAAAUCAACAUUUUUAGCCAUUUUUUUCCUUUCUCCUCAAGUAUCAUUGGGGGUUUCAUUGUAUAUAAACUACGUAUCUUAUGUUUGUAAAUGU